This is a messenger RNA of Hyla sarda, 2062 nucleotides long. RefSeq names its product solute carrier family 2 member 5 (gene SLC2A5). NCBI's taxonomy places the organism in Eukaryota, Metazoa, Chordata, Amphibia, Anura, Hylidae. Gene Ontology annotation, cellular component: membrane. Gene Ontology annotation, molecular function: hexose transmembrane transporter activity. Bases 269 to 1831 code for a protein of 520 amino acids. The transcript is spliced from 13 exons. Gene Ontology annotation, biological process: monosaccharide transmembrane transport. The record is from RefSeq and is a predicted model, not a curated record.
UAACAAUGGAGCAUCACAUCAACUAGAGUAAUAUUCAAGCAGGCAGAAUAGUUUUACCUCUCUCAGCUGCUGACGGGUCCACUUUAAAUUUAGCGUGACAUUUCGCACGGAGGCACGGUGUGUGAUAUAUUUGGGGCAUCUUGCUAGCCACCUUGCACACUUUCCCUUACACUCACUCUUGGUUGCCUUUGACUUCCUCAUUAUUUUCAACCAAAACAAUGUAUUGGACCGAGCAGUGCAAAUCCAACGCUCAGGGGCGACAGCACUGAUGGCUCAGGAGACAGACUAUGGGGAUUCUGCAGAAGCCGUGGAGAGAAAAGGGAAACUGACAUCCACCCUUCUUCUUGUGACCCUGGUGGCCACCAUUGGAUCAUCUUUCCAGUAUGGAUAUAAUGUGGCUGCAGUAAAUUCUCCUGCUCCUUUCAUGCAAAGUUUUUAUAAUGAAACAUACCUUGAACGAUAUGGCGUCCCAAUGACUAAUAACCUAGAUACUAUACUCUGGUCCCUCACUGUCUCUUUAUAUCCACUGGGUGGAUUCUUUGGGUCCUUACUGGUGGGGCCUUUGGUCACCAAAAUUGGCAGAAAAGGCACUUUGCUUCUGAACAACAUCUUUUCCAUUGUCCCAGCUAUUUUAAUGGGAACCAGCGUCCUGUCCAAGUCUUUUGAAAUCAUCAUUGUCAGUCGAUUCAUAAUAGGCAUCUGUGCAGGUCUGUCCUCCAAUGUUGUCCCGAUGUACCUCGGUGAGAUGUCCCCUAAAAAUCUUCGUGGAGGUCUUGGUGUAAUGCCCCAACUGCUGAUCACUAUUGGUAUUCUUAUGGCACAAAUAUUUGGAAUCCGCAUCAUUCUUGGAAAUGCAUAUGGUUGGCCCAUACUGCUAGCACUUACUGGAAUUCCGGCCGUCAUGCAGCUGAUAUUCCUGCCCUUCUUCCCUGAAAGUCCAAGAUACACAUUGCUGCAGAAAGGAAAAGAGGAUAAAGCCAAGAAAGCAUUGCAGCGUUUGAGAGGCUGGGAUGAUGUGGAAAAUGAAAUAAAGGAAAUGUAUCAAGAAGACCAAUCUGAGAAGGCAGAAGGACGCCUGUCGGUCAGGAACCUGUGCACUUUCCGUCCACUUCGCUGGCAGCUUAUUUCUAUUGUUGUCAUGAACAUGGGACAACAGUUGUCAGGGAUAAAUGCGGUUUAUUACUAUGCAGACACCAUAUAUAGACAAGCUGGAGUUGCGGAUGAGACAGUUCAGUAUGUAACGGUGGCCACAGGAGCUGUCAACGUUCUGAUGACUUUGGCUGCGACCUUCAUUGUAGACUCUUGGGGGAGAAGACUACUACUGCUGCUAGGAUUUGGGACUUGCUGUACCGCUUGUGUCGUGUUAACUAUUGCACUUGUUUAUCAGGCUACCGUGAGCUGGAUGCCAUACCUUAGCAUUGCUUGUGUCAUCGUCUAUGUUAUAGGUCAUGCCAUAGGACCAAGUCCCAUCCCCUACGUUAUCACCACUGAGAUGUUUCGCCAGGCCUCUCGCCCUGCAGCCUUUAUGGUGGCCGGCAGUACACACUGGUUGUGCAACUUUAUUGUUGGUCUUAUUUUUGAGUACAUGAGGAAAGGAUUAGGUGCCUACUGUUUCAUCAUAUUUGGUGCCAUCUGUCUAGCGACUUUCUUCUUUAUAUUUUUUGUGGUUCCUGAAACUAAGGGUAAAACAUUCUUGGAGAUCAGUCAGAUAAUGGCAAAGAAAAAUGGACUUGACGAGAUAACAGACUCCAAGGAAUUCCAGGAUCUUAACCCACCAAUGGAAGACACCAAACAAGAGAAACUAGAUAAUGCUGUUUUCACCGCAAUGUAAUUUUUUUUGUUAGUUUUUUUUAAUUUUGUGUGCCUCUUAGUUUAAAGUGUUGAUACACACAUUUGAACCAAUUCCACCCAGACUUUUUAUAAAUAGCUUAGAACAUAAUGCAAUUUUAUUUACUUAUGUUUACUUAACCAGUAACAAUUGAUGUAAGAAAUUCUCAGUGUUAAUUUUGUUGGUGUUCCCAUUCUCUACCACUUGUACAUCUCUGGUGUUGUAAUAAAACAU